UCGCGCCCCUGUAUGUUGCUUUGCAUAAAAUUAAACGAUAUACAGCACAAUAACGAAUUCAUAGAUAAAAUAAAACGUACACAAGCCUGUAUUGAACCGAAAACAUGCACUAAUUUGAUGGAGCUGCACUGCUCUCUCAUGAAGAGGGCGCAAAAAGCCCGUGAAAAAAUAACCCAACCCCUAAGUUAUGUCUGACCCAGGAGCUGGGUAACACAAAAACUACCCAAACACUGAAAAAAUAACCCCCAAAAAAUGAUCCAAAAAGGCUCAACCCAGGACUUGGGUAGAAGAAAUAACCCAAGAUUUUUUAGAGUGUAGUAGCCUACUAUAUCUUUUAGUUACUAGUGCCGGCUAAAGGAGUUUUGCAGAUAGAACUAUUCCAAUCUUAUGACUCACUCUUUUUGUUUUCUGAACUGAGACUUAUCAGAUCACAGAACUCCCUCGACUGGUAGUUAAACAUUGCAGGGGAAGAUGAAGUGAAGGGAAAGGAGUGACUCCUAGUGACUCUAGUGUCCUCUACUGGCCUCACAGCUACAUUAGACCACUAAUAUACCUCCCAUAGUGUAUAAAAAUACUAAAAUAACACUUUUGAAACUUCCAUCAGAGAAUCUAAGCAGCACAAUUCCCUUUAGAUCAGAAUCUGAUCACCAUGCAUCAGAGUUCUUGGGUGAAACACCGUUGGAUGAGAAUCAUGAGAUCUUUAAUGGGAAUCUGAGACAAGCGUCUCUCUGAUAAGGUCAUGAUUCUGGUAUCUGUCUGGGAAUGGAGGAUCAUCUCAUUAUUAUUGACUCACUGCUUUCACAGACAAAGUGGAAUUUCACUGGAACAUCUUUGAACCAUCAGUUUUAAGAAUGAUUUAAUUUAUUUAAUGAAUGCAAAGAAGUUUCUUCUGCUCACCUAGGCUGCACUUAUUUCAUAAAAAUACAGUGAAAGAUUAUGAUUUCCCUUUUUUAACUUUUUAAAGUUCAAUGCAAAGGGAGAUAUUUUCUUUUAAAGAAUUCUCUGGUAGGGACUACAGCGAGCUUCUUCCCGGGUUAGUGACAUCACAAACCCCAAAAUUUACAUAAACCCGCCCCCGAGAACACGCAACAAAGGGGGUGAGGCCAUGUUGGGCUGCUUUAGAGAAGAUGAAGAGUUGUUGUAGUAGAGUGUUGCUGUCAUGCCGUCAUUUUACGCCGGACUGCUUCACAAAUGAGGGUCAAUUUAACACUAAAGAUUAACAUGACGGCACAUGCUAGUCAAUGAGUUGAAUCAACUCCACAGCAACUACAUAAAUUUAUCCACUAACCAUUCAGAAACGUCCAGUUUCAGUCUCUCCAUCAGUGUCGACUCCGGUUUGAACAAUGUAAGGCUGAACACCGUUACUGACAAUCCUCAUUUUGGCUGCGUGAGAUUCUCCAGUUUUGUUGUUGUUGAGCGACCGAAGUGUGAGCUGUUAAAGCCCCGCCCUCUACUAGAAAGGGGGCGGGAAGCAGCAGCUCAUUUGCAUUUAAAGGGACACACACAAAAACAGCGUGUUUUUGCUCACACCCAAAUAGGGGCAAAUUUGACAAGCUAUAAUAAAUGAUCUAAUGAUAUAGCAAUCUUUUGUAACAUUACGAAUGCCACUUUUGAUUAAUGCAGCUGUUAACUGUCACUUUAUUGCCUUUCUUCCCUAUCACAUAUUUUAGUAAUCAUCAUAAAUUAUUCAAAAGCUUAAAAUUCAUCCUUUUGAAAUUGGACGUUGCAUUACAAUGGAAACAGUACUUUGAAACAUUUUAGAGGGCUCAAUUUUUGUGAUAUAAACUUCAAAUUUGGAACACGACUAUGGCUUUUAAACUCCAAAUAAUUUUGUAAAAUAUAUAUUUCGUAUAAAAUAAAAAAAUGUUUAGUUCAGUACAUUUGCUUUACAGUAAACUUAAACUUCUAUAACUUUCCCAGCUAACAAAAAUAUGUUCUAAGAACAUUUUGCUAACAUUCAUCAAGUUAUAAAACAUUUAAAACAUUUAUAUUAUAAUCAUUUUUCCUUGGUUAUGUUAACAUUAAAGGAACGUUUCAUUUUAUUAUUAUUAUGCAAACGUUAUUGAAUUGUUACUUUUGAAUGGAUAGUAAAACUUUUCAGGAAAAAAAAAAAAAAAAAAAAAACAUUCCAUGAUAUAGAUAAUGUUUUUGAUAACAUUAUUAAAGACCAGACAACUUGAACAAACAUUCUAUUAAUGUUACUGGAAGAACGUUUGUUCAUAACCUUGCCAGAACGUUCCGAGAACACAGUGAGCAAAUUGCAGCAUGGACCACAGUUCCCAGAAUGCACCUGCUCGCAGUGAUGAUGCUGAUGGAGUGUCUUCGCAGCAUCACGCGCUCGCAGUGCUGGAGAAGGAGAUGUGAUGGGUCUGCUGAAGUCAUGUUUCCCGGUGUCCUGUACGCGCUUCUGGCGGGAUUUCUCGGCGCCGUCGCGUCCUCGUCCGCCAAACUGUCUCUCGGCACCGACUAUCUGAAGGGCGUGUGUGAGACGGGACUGCGGACGUGGGGCGAGCAGAGAAAAUUCACGCAGCACAACGACACGAGCGCGUGCGACUGGCUGCACAUCCCUCUCAGACUGCUGUGUGGAGGUCUGCUGUUCACCUGUAACGCUGUGAUGUGGACCUUCCUGGCCAAAGCGCUGCGGAGCUCGUGCUCGUCCGCGCGCACCACUGUGACCACCACCGCCUCCAACUUCAUCUCCUCUGCAUUUCUGGGGCAGCUAAUAUUCGGGGAGACCCACAUGGCCCUGUGGUGGGUGGGAAUCUCUCUGACCCUCUCUGGUCUCCUGGUGCUUCAUCACACGUCGCCCAACCUCACGCAGUCACACGCCAGCAAGAGAGAGUGACCUGCGCUGACGUGCACGCUCACGGUGUGACCAAUGACACGGCUGCCUUCAUUGUGUUCAGAAACAUAUCAGAAACAGCAGCUUACACACUGACAUCAACACUAGUCUCACUCGCUGUGGGUCCAACUGCUCUAAGACACACGAACCGUCUUAACAAGUCUUUAUUUUCUUUCGCUUCACUGCGCUAGAGUUGCUCUGACUAUAUGAGCAGCCUUAUCUCACGUGGAAAAUCUACUGUCAUGCCAAAGAUCCAUCUAAAAAUUAAAAACAUUUAUUUAUAUGUAUUAUUAUUUAAUAUUAAAAUAUUAAAAAUCCAUAAAAAGUAUUAAAGACAACCGAUGCAUGAACCUACAUCACUGUUAAUGUGAUAAUGAAUCUCUGACAUGUCAGGAUCAUAUUUCACCUCAAAAUCAAGUGAAAAAAGAAUAAAUGUUUUGAAUAAAGAGGAUGAAGGCUGUUUUUAGCUAAUAAUAAAUAGCUAAAAAAUGAGCACUUUUGGGUGAAAUAUUUAUGGUAACACUUUACAAUAAGGUCUCAUUUCACAACAUAAUGGGUUAAAUAACAUGAACUAACAAUGAUUUUACAGCAUUUAUUAAAGGCACAAAAUGUAAGAUUUUUGGAUUAAAAUAUCCAAAAACCACUAGAACAAUGUUUUAUAUUUUUUGUUGACUUGUGUACUUACAUUAUCCCAAAUGUUUCCAAGAAUGUUUAAAUCCAGAGAAAUCAGCAAGUUUAACCAGGACACGGACCGUGUCUGUCCGUUGCCUAUCUGGAUACCUAUUGGAUACAUUCAGCAACAGAAAACUAAUCAUGCUAUAUAGCUCAACACAGUAAGUCUUAGGGCCCUAUCAUACACCCGGUGCAAUACGACGCCAGGCGCGACGCAAGUGUUUUUUGCCAGUUUCAGCCCAACGCAGUUAUCAUUUUCACGUCCUGCGCCAUGUUGUUUAAAUAGCAAAUGCAUAUGCACCCAUCUGUUCACUCAUGGAUGUGCUGAUCUGAAAACGAGGUGUGUUCAGGUGCAUUGUUGGCGUGUUGCUAUUUUGAGGCAACUGAAAACGACUGCGACCAACUGAAACCUGCUCUAAAGUCAACGACACAGUUUUUUUUUUAUUAUUUAAAGAGCGCGUUAGUAAUAUGCGCCUGUAGGCGGGUGCACAACACAUAUACACUGCUUAUUACACACACAGGGACGCGCAGCAGCACACAAACAUGCCAAAUAUUAAAAAUAAAAGGAUUACAACGCUUUAACCUCGUGCACGAGCAGAUCUGUUUCCUCACUAGAGAAUCGUUUAAUCUUUCCACUUGCAAAUUCCGCCAUGUAUAUAGCAAAUCCGCAAUGGUGCAAGUGCUUUUAAAGGGAAUGGGAGAUGAGACUCUGAUUGGUUUAUUGCACAUAACGCCCAAAACACACCCAUGACUCAUUAAGAGAAUAGGUACAACCCUUUUGGAUCAUGCGUCAUUAAACUAGCAAAAGAGUAUUCGGACACGGCCUAAGUGUACCUGCACAAUGCGCUUAGGUCGUUAAAAUAGGGCCUCUUAUUAUUUAAAUCUCAUUUUCUUGAUUUACCGCCAGUACCAUGUUUUACCAUGCCUAAUAUCGAACUAGCUUACUGCAGUGUGCAACAAGUGUCUCAUAGCAGCCGGCGAGCGAACGCACAGAGUAGCACUAUAGCAACUUUAAACACACAAAUGUAUCUAAUAUGAUAAACAGCGCUGCUUACCCCACAUAGAGACAGAGCGCAUUUAGGCCAUGCCCACACCGGGGGGGGGGGGGGGGGGCAAUCCAACCGUCUUCAUUGACUUUGUAUUGCGUGAGUCAAUGAAGACGGUUGUAUUGCAUGCCUCCUUGUCAUUUCUGACUUAUAACAAAAAACAGAACAAUGUCUUAAAGCUGCUGUGUGACAAGGUGUACAGCAAACAAGCUAAAAAACCCAGAACUAGGUUUUUAUAAGCUACCGAACCGUAAAGGUCAGCCUUUAAGGAGACAAAAGUGGAUACAGGCAAUAAGACGUGAAGCAUCAGCAGGAAGAAUGGGUAAAUUUUGGGAUCCUGACACUCAGUAAGUCUACGUGUGCAGUAAACAUUUUAUCACUGUUAAGUCAAAUAUCCAAAUGUCAGUUUUAUAUAUUAUAUUAUAUUAUAUAAUAAUAUAUAAUAUAAUUUAUAUAUUAUAUUAUUUCCUGUCGCUGAUUAUGUUCCCCUCCAGUGGGCGUAGUUCUCAUAGUAAUAUGACAUGUCGCACUCUGUCUCAAUCGCCUGUAUCCAUUUUUUAGUCCUUAAACGCUCGUUUUUUGGGUCGACAGCUUAUAAAAACUUCUGGGUUUUUGGUUCUGUUUUUUUUUAGCUUGUUUUCUGUACACCUUGUCACACAGCAGCUUUUAGACAUUGUUCUGUUUUUUAUGUUAUAAGUCAGAAAUGACAAGGAGGCAGCCUCACGCAAUACAAAGUCAACGGAGACGGUUGGAUUGUUUCCCCCCUGGUGGGCGUGGUUUUCAGAUUAUGACGCGUGUCGCUCUGUCUCUAUACACUUGACCGGACGAAGCGGAAGCGCUCAUCUGCGGCAUAAUAAAAGCUUCACUGCUCUCGAGACGUGUGUAAUGCUCGUCUCUCAUUAGCAAUCGCUCCAGCGGCCUCGUUCCACUCCAACACCCUGCUUCAUACUACAGUAAUGUUAAUAAACCUGUAAUACAUUAGUUCAUCCAUAAAUAUGAUUUCUGCUUGAGUCCCGUCGGAUUAUUUUCCACCGGCUGUAGACGUGAAGACAAUGAUUCCGCGAAAUCAAUCAAGCUACACCUUUGUUUUGAAUAAGCGACCUCUAGUGGCGAAACAUUACAUAUUGUGCCUUUAACCUUUUCAUUGUGUGUUCAUGUUAAUUCACAGUGCUUUAAUUACCAUAGUGAAUCAGGGUAGGACAAAAACACGUUUUGGAAGAAGGUUUAAUGAUGUAUUUUAAACCAAAAAACUUUUUGAUUUUAAAAAUAUGUUAGUAAAUAUUGAAAUUAACAUGAACUAAAAUUGAUACUCUAGAAGUAUUGUUAUUGUUAGUUGUAGUUUACUCAUGUUAACAAAUGAAACUUUAUUGUAAAGUGUUACCAUAUUUAUUUAAUGCUAAAUAUAGUUUCUUUUGAAAUAUGAGCUGAACAUGAACGUUUUCAUGAGAUUCUUCUGGUAAGAAAAAAAUUAUAUUCCCCCCCAUUGCUCCAAAAUCAAAAAGAUGGCAAUUGAUUUGACAAAUGCCAUAAAUUUAAUUUAAAACUAGUUUUUAGACCUACAUUUCAAAUUUCAGUUCAAUCUGGCUAUGUUCAUGUCAUGUCAUGUGAGUUUUGCAGGGUCUCACUGUCGUUCCCCGCAGUCAUUCUCUCCAUCACCCUACAGCACUGUGAGCGCCGCGUGUGGCAAUAAUAACAGCAGACCUCUCCAAACGUUGGCAUUGUACAUUCUUCAACAGAAGAUGCUUUUCCGAUAUAUGCCACUUAUCUUAUGCAUGCAAACAUCCAGUGAUGUGAGAGCAAAGACACUUUCUGUAGCUGCGUGAACGAACACCAACCAAAACCUGUUCUUCAGCCCCUUCUUCAAACACACAGAAACUUACCGGGAUGAUGCAAUGCUGGAAAACAACUAGUCAUACUUGCUAUUUGAUCAAGUGAAGCAAGAUUAUUGACUUUCCUUGGCAUAACAUGCACAAUGAGAUCAGUAGCAUGUAUUAAGAAAGCAAAUCGAGUCCAAACCACCUAGAUCAGCUAGAAACCACCUUAAGCUGGUUUAUGUGGAUCUUCCAGGGCACUUAAGCAGUUUUAGCAGAUGUGUGUCAUUAUUAGGGGACUGAAGGACCAGGUCAAGGUCUUGUACUUCCUGUGAAUUCCUCUAGUUCUUCCUGUGGUCUCGGUCGGCCGCAUGAACCCAGACACUCGUAGAGCAGCUAAACAUGGUAGAUCUUAAUCAAAUGAACAUGGACCGAAUGCGUUAUACAUGUCCAACGCUUCCUGAAGCCAACAUAAUGUGACGUCAUAAAGUCCCUGGCAAUGUGAUGCCGUUUCUGUGUUUGAUGUUGAGAACAUCCGUCCUGCUGUGUUUAAUUAUUAAUAUAUAAUUGUAAUGAGCACAUUACUUGCAAAUAAUGUUUCGUAUGGUUAUAAUUAGGGGUGUUUCUGAUGAUGAACAUUCAAUGCAUCCAUUACAUGAGUUGAAAAGGGUAUAAUCAUGGAAAAAAUACCACAUUCAAAUCAAAAUGUCUGACAAUGCAUCACUUCAUUUAGUAAGUCAAUAUUAGAAUUGAAUUGUUGUCAGAGCAAAUAAUUGACACCCCUAGUUAUAAUAAUGCUAACAGAGUAAUAAUUGUUAAUCAGUUAAUGCUGAAUCAAGGCCAAAGUGACACUAAAUGUACACUUUAAUAAUGGUUGUUACCAUAUAGCACGUAGUAUUUGAGAUGCGAAAUAUAAAUUAUUAAAGUAUGAAUAAUUUGCCUUAUAUGCGGGCAUUCCUUCUGUGUCAUUAUCAUUAACUAAUGUCAUAUUUGGCGUUAGGUACUGUAUCACUGGGGACCAAAUGAGUAAAUAUUGUGCACUGGGGCCAGUGUGUAAAUCUUUGAUAAAUGAACAUAACCAUCUUGUAAUAAUAAGAUCUGUCUGUCAUUCAUGUAGCAUACGCCGUCUGUUUGUGUUACGGUCACUGUAUACAAAUAAGGCCACAUUUAUAAAUGUGUAAAUAGUUUUAUUAUUUAAUGGACAAACUAGAGGUCUGUAAACUCAUUUAAAUGAAAUGAUACUACAAUAGUGAAUCAUUAAAAUGCUAUAAAGUGUU
Ctenopharyngodon idella (grass carp) is the source of this 7648-nucleotide messenger RNA. RefSeq names its product transmembrane protein 42. The transcript has 3 exons. The record is from RefSeq and is a predicted model, not a curated record. Lineage: Eukaryota; Metazoa; Chordata; Actinopteri; Cypriniformes; Xenocyprididae. Bases 2285 to 2845 code for a protein of 186 amino acids.